CGGAACAAUAGAAACAAACAAAAAGACCAGUGGAGUUUGUGACGGGCACAAGUUUCGACACAACGGUACGGUUUUUAAUGAAGAAAUAUUUGUACAGUCAAUGUUACGUGUAGCCAAUUGUACAGUCAGUGUUGCGUGUAGCCAAUUGUACAGUCAGUGUUACGUGUAGCCAAUUGUACAGUAGGUGUUACGUGUAGCCAAUUGUACAGUCAGUGUUGCGUGUAGCCAAUUGUACAGUAAUUGCUGCGAUCUUUCGGACAAUAAAGUGUUACGUUAUUUUGGAGUUCUUAGUCAUCAAGAUCUUUGAGUUUUUAGUUUCGUGUGGAGCAGAUCGCAAAGAGCCUAGACAGAGCAAGUCGUUUCAGUGUUUUGAUUGCUUAAAUAGAUUAGGAAAGUGCAUAAAGAAGUUUCAAGAUUCAGUGUUGGAUUAAAUAACAAACUUAACAAAGAAAAUACUCCUUCUUGUCGUCAUGUAGAAAUAGUGAUUAUUUAAAAAACAACAUUAUAAUAUUUUUUGCAAUCAAAUAUAGAAUGAAUUUCUUAUUUUGGCUUGUAGGACUCACUCUGGUUCUGGUGUCUAGUGUAGCUAGUAAUAACACACUAAAUAUUUGUCAGAGAAAUGAACUUCAUCUCGUUAUAGUUAUGACCUGUCAGUUUCAGACAAUGAACUGGGACAUGAUCAAAAACAUUUUUACAUUUUUUAAACUUACUGACUCAGAGAAUGCAUCUAGAAAAAUGACCGUGACAUUGAUAGAUAUGUUAAGUUUAAAUAACAUGACUCUAAAUGAUUCAAACAUUAACAAUGUUUCCGAACUUUGUCACGUGGAAGAUUAUGAUAAAUCAAAUUCAAACGAAAAUGUAUUGAAACUGAAUGCUUACAUUUUGGAAAAAGAUAAUAAUUCUUCUAAACUAUUCUUUCUAUACAUUUUAAGUAAUUCGUAUCAAAUCUAUUACCAUUUUGUGGAAAACGUUUUAUUCAAAUUAAAAUUUAUCGAAUAUUUUAUAAUUAAUAUACUUCAUAAUGACUAUGGUUUCUGUGAACCGUACAGUCAUCCUUACAUGCUUACAAUCAACAUCCACGACGACCUGAAGUAUAACAAUGAUUUUAGUCUGAAACUAUGUUCUCGUUGCUUAGAUGGCUGGUUUCCAAUUCUUGAUGCAUCCAAGAACUCUUUUAUUACUUCAUGUAUUCUAUUUGAAGAAGAAAAAAAUCUCAUAAGUUGGCAGUAUGCUGUCAACUACUGCAAACGAAUAGGUCGAAUUUGUUUACGUUUGAAGCAAGUUUAGAUUUUGAACUCUUGAAGUCUAGCUUAAAAAUGUCAUUAAAAAACUUAACAAAAGAUAAUUUUCAACGAAAUGAUUCAAAUUCAAUAAUGAUUUACUUAGGAAUGUAUAAACUAAAAGCUGGAAAUAAUGAACAAUUAUUGUGGACAAAUAAGAGAAAAGUGAAUUCAUUAAUAUAUUUAAUAGUGAAACAAAACAAAAAUUCUCUGAAUACGACAAAGGUCUGUUUUGCUUGGAAGUACAACAGUUUGCAAAUUGAAGAGAUAUUCCGGGUUGAUUGUGGAGCUAAAAUCACAAAAUAUUUACUGUGUGAGAAAAAAAUUAAAAAACCUUUUUUACAUCAAGCAACUUUAAUGAAUCAUUCAGUAAUACAGAGAUAUACAGUUCCUAAUAAUAAUUUUAUUAUUACAAAAAACAAGAUUAUUUCUGUAUCCAAUGUUAAGAGUUUAAUCACAAUUACAUUUCCGACAUUUGUUUGUACCAAGAGUUUAUCUAUUUCCUACAACUAUGUGUGUGAUGGAAUCAAAGAUUGUUGGAAUGGCGAGGACGAACAAGUUUGUACUUAUGAAUUUAAAUUAUUAAUGUUCUGCCUUGAAACAAAUCAGUUCUUAUGUCCCGAUUCUAAUUUGCAUAGACGUAAAUGUAUUUCUGAUAGUCAAGUGUGUGAUAUGAUUGAGGAUUGUCCUGAUGGAAGUGAUAAAUCAAACUGUGAUGAUUGUUUUCUGACUCAGUGCUCACCAAAUGUUUGUAUUCCCGACCAUUGGACGCUGAAUUGUUCCACCAUUAACUAUUUAAGAAUGAAUGAAACUAGUAAUGGUAUGAGUCUGUUAAAUAGUAAUGUUUCUGAGCCUAUAGUUCACAAUUUGUUAGAGUUUAUAACGUUAUGUAGCAAGACUUUGCAAGUAAACAAGACAUUCAUCGAACAAAGUCAAUACAAUAGUUUUUGGACACCAACAUGUAUUUAUAUGAGGGAUAGACACGGUACCACUAUCGGUUGUUCUGAUUUAUCUCAUUUGUCUAAUUGUACAACUUUUAUAUGUCCCGAAAGUUUUUUCAAAUGCCGAAAUUCUUAUUGUAUUCCUAAUAUAUUUGUGCUUGAUAUGGUCUUAGAUUGUCCUCUUGGGGAAGACGAAGAAGACGAAAUGAGUAAUUAUAGGGGAUUAUACUUUUCUUGUUAUAAAACUUUAAAAAAAAUACAUCCCAUUUAUAUUUGUGACGGCAAGCCCAAUUGCCCUCGAGGUGAUGACGAACUGAACUGUAUAAACCCAAUAUGUCCAUCUGGUUUUUUUUGCCUGGACGGGACGGUCACUGUAAACAACACUAACAUUUUGUUAAACAUGUCUUCUUUUUCUCCAAACACAUUUUUAAACAUUUCGGGUAUUGAUUUGUCGCGAUCAGAUAAUAUGAUAAACAUACUUAUAUUGAAAAGGCUUCUGGUUUUCGUUGCGUCAAGAUGUCAUAUUAAUGACAAAACUCCAAUUAAUGCUAAAAAUUAUAUAGUUUAUCAUUUAGACAUAAGCUACAAUGAUAUUGCGAAGUUUACUUACUCUGAUUUUAUUUCACAAUUUUCCAAUCUUCGUUUUUUAAAUGCCUCAUAUAAUGACAAUCUUAGUCUCAUUCCAAAAUUUUAUUUUCUACGAUUAGAACAUCUUGUUUUACUUGAUCUUUCAUUUACGAAAAUUACGCACAUAAGUUUAAAUUUUAAUGGUAAAUUACGUUUCAUAAGUGUUUCAGUUACAAACUUAGGAACUGUGGUUCUCUCGAAUUAUGCCCUCUAUGAAAUGAUAGACUUAAGAAAAACUCGUAUUUCUGAUACAAUGAAAGAAAAAUUUUUUAACAACAUCACUGUAAAAGGUAAAGUUUUAGCAGACUAUAAACUUUGUUGUUCAUAUUUCAGAGGAGAAAAUCUUCUAGCACAUCAAUGUGAAGCAGAGGAACAAACUUUAUCAACUUGUGAAGAUCUUAUUGGGGAUUUUUUAAAAAGAGUCUUGCUCUGGAUUGUUGCAAUUUGUGCAGUUUUUGGAAAUAUGAUCACAUUGGGCUACCGUAUUUCAUUUGAAAGGGCAACACUUCAUCUGACAUAUGUAUUAUUUGUUACUUGUCUUGGUGUCUCUGAUCUUCUAAUGGGCGUUUACCUUGUCAUUAUUGCCUCUGUAGAUGUAGUUUAUAGAGAUGUUUAUAUUGUAUAUGAAAUGUCUUGGAAACAAAGCACACUGUGUCAGAUAGCCGGAACUUUGGCAACAUUGUCCAGUGAAACGUCCACUUUUUUCAUUCUGCUCAUAACAUUUGAAAGAUUUCUGACCAUCAGAUUUCCUUUUGGUGAGCACAAAAUCUCAAACAUGGGUAAAUAUAUUUUAAUUUCUUUUGCAUGGUGUUUAGGAUUUUUCUUGUCAAUUGUUCCACUUAUAUAUCCUGAGAUGUCAUUAUAUGCUACUAGUGAAACAUGUCUAGCUUUUCCUUUAAGGAAGUCCAGUGGUAUCGCUUGGGCUUACUCAGUGACCGUAUUUCUUUUCCUUAACUCUGUUUUAUUCGUUGUUAUCGCCUUUGGUCAGUUUUUAAUUUUCAUAACAAUAUCUCAGCAUAGUUCUAAGUUUAAAAAUGAAAAUCAAUCUUCUGCUAGAAGAGCAGAUAACAUUACAGUGGCUCUCAAACUGUCAGUAGUAGUGCUGUCCAAUUUUAUCUGUUGGUUUCCAGUUUGUGUCAUGGGAAUAAGAACAGUGGUCAGUGACUAUGAGGUCACUCGAGAGACUUAUGCCUGGAUAAUAGCUUUAGUGCUACCCAUCAACUCAGCCCUAAACCCAGUUCUGUAUACUUUGCCACGUAUCUCUAAAUCUUGGACAGACUUUAAACGCAGAAAGUCUUCACAAUUUUCCAGAUCUCAAAAUCCUUAACUAUCAAAAGAGAAUUGAUUAGAAAGUAUCAAAAUAAUUAAAAUGAAAGUACCAGAUAGAUUUGAUAUCUAUUUGUUGUGAGAUUGUGGAUGCUAUUUACUGUUGCUUAACGUCCUGAGAAUAUAUUUAUAGCAUUGAUUUGUAUCUUGUCUAAUUUUUUUAUACAAAAUUGUCUGUAGUUGUCGUUGCUUAAUACACUGAAUUUGAACCUUUUGUUUUUCGGACACUCGUGUUUAUGGCCACAUUACUUUAAAUCAUAAAAAAUACAUUUUUGUUAGCUCUUAUAAACCUUUACAUCAAUAGCAAGGAAACAUUUUUGUUAACCAGCCCAUGUCUUUUACCGUUUAUUAUUUUGCUUAUUUAUAAAUGCUUUUAAAAAGUGUUGACUCAGAUUACCUCUUCCUUCUCCUCACCCCCACUUCUUUGGUCCAGACAAGUGAUAGGAUCAUAGCAUAAUGAGAAAGCUAAAAGCAUAAAAUUACUUUUAGCAAAAACAUUUGGUGUAAACAUUUCUAAUCUCAAAGAUGUAUUAUUGUUAUUCUAUAUCUAUUACCAAUUUAAUUACAUGACUCAUCCAUACAAAUGAAUAAUGCUACGCUUAAUAUAAGCUAUUCCUUUAAAAAAGUUUUUGCUUGAAUCUUCGGCUUUAUUUUUUUUUUGUCAUCGGUCAUGAAAACAUAAAAGAUUAUGUUUAGAGGGGUACCCCGUGAAAAUAGCGCGGGAAAAUAGCGCCGACUAAAAUAGCGCGAACAAAAUAGCGCCGACAUAAAAGCGCAGAAAAAAAAAUAUUUUAGUCAUUUUGAAAGAAAUACUUUAGAUAUCGUAAAAUAUUAUUAGAGACAUUUUUUUUUCUUUUAAUGUUAUCAUAAUUUUUCAGUUAUUUUGCAGGAAACAUUUAAGAUAUCGUAAAACAUAAAUAAGCAAAUAACAAAUAAAUAAGUAAAAAUAAUAAUUUUAAAAUAUAGUAUUUAUUUACUUUAUAAAACUGUACUUCGAAAACACGCAAAGAUACUUGUCAAAAUUUACACACACAUACACACAAAUUUCACAAAGUUAAAUUGAAGGAAAUGUCACGUAGAAAUUCCAUCACUGGCUUGUUUCCGUACAAUGGCAAUAUAGUUUCAAGUCGUCUGUUAAGUUGGAGGCACUUUGUCUUGCUUGCAGUUUGACUUCGUUCUCCAGCAUUCUACCUCAGAAUCUUGUUCUCAGUGUUCUCCUGUUCUCUGAGGAAGUGAGAGAGUAACUUGUACACAUUAGGUUGUCAAUAGACAGUUCAAAUGCAAGGUACCAUUCCUCCACUGAAUUGUUUGUUCGUGGUCGAUUGUCCUGUACACGAUUUCUAACAUUCCAUAAUGCUAUUGGAAAUCUUGGAGUCACUAUGCAGUUUCGUCUUUGGCGACCAAUAGAGUUGUCCUCCCAAUAGUCAUACGAAUUCCAUACAACAUCUGUCCGAGGUUCAUUGAAAAAGAUAAAGACAUCAACAAAAAUGAUGCCCAGGACAUUAAAUAACUAAUAAUCCGGUAUCCUUUUACACAUCAUAUAUAACUCCCUGCUAUUUUGUCUUGCGCUAUUUUGUCGGGAAAUUUUGCGCUUUUUUGUCGGCGCUAUUUUGUCCGCGCUAUUUUGUCCGCGCUAUUUUGACGGGUCACCGUUUAGAGGUGAAGUAACAUUUGAGAAUGAAAGACAGUGACUGUGAUAAAAGUGAUAUAGAAUUCAUAGGCUAGAGUGAGUGUGUUUGUUUUGGCACUUUAAAGCAUGCAGUUCCAGUUACACGUAACAUACAUUACAAUACACUGGUCACAAUACACUGGUCAAAAAGGGGGGCGGUUGCUAAAAUGUGGUAAGUUCUAUUAAAAGUGUAAAUAAUAUAGUGGGAGGUUAGGGUCAGUAUUAUGUGAGCGUUUGCAGGAUGUAAUUACAAAAAUGCCCACCCUAAAAAUAUAAAACUUAGCAUAUAAAAUAUUUCAAAUAAGAACUGAAAAGCUGAAUAGUCAGAUCGUGUAAAUAAGACUAUUGGGUGUGGAGAGAGAGAAGUAAUAGCUAAAUUUACAGGCUGGUCGAACUGAAUGCAGAUUGAAGAAUAAGCUAACCAAAGGAAUGUAUAUGGGGGCAGGGCCAGGGAGAGUUUUAAUCUUAAGAAGUAAGUAUGAGAAGAAGGGGGAUGGGGGUCCAUUGCGAAAAAACUAUAGAGUCUGUUAACAAAUCAAAAGGGCUAACCUUUUUUAUUUGAACGGGCAACACUGCAUCUGACAUAUGUAUAACUUGUUACAUGUCUUGGUACUUAUGAUGGGCGUUUACCUUGUCAUUAUUACUUACUUACUUAAUCCUGUGUACUAACAGGGGAGCAUAGGACCGCAACCACACCUCUCCACCGAACUCGGUUCUGAGCAUUAUCAUUAUCAUUGUCAUUAUUGCCUCUGUAGAAUUUGUUUAUAGAGAUGUUUAUAUUGUACAUGAAAUGUCUUGGAAACAAAGUACACUGUGUCAGAUAGCCGGAACUUUGGCAAAACUGUCCAGUGAAACGUCCACUUUUUUAUUCUGCUCAUAACACUUGAAAUAUUUCUGACCAUUAGAUUUCCUUUUGCUCAGAACCAAAUCUCUUGUUUGAGUAAAUAUGUUUAAUUUCUUUAGCUUGAUGUAUAGGGUUUCUUUUGUCUUUGAUAUCCACAAUGUAUCGUGAUAUGUCAUCUUUUCUACUUAUGAAAUGUAUCUUGGCUUUCCUUUAAAAAAGUUUUAUUUUAUUAAUUUGACUCAUUCAGUAACAAUAUUUCUUAUACAUUAGGUAAGCUCAUAUUUAUGUAAUAGUUCUAGUUUACCUAUCAAAUCUGCCUUAAAUAUAUUUUUAUAUAAUACAGUACCACGUAUUUACAAAUACUGGACAGAGUUUAAGAGUAGAAAGUCCCUACCCUUAGAGAAUGUUUGAAAUUUGUGAUUACAACCUUAUGAUAUCAGAUAUGGGUGAGAGCAAAGGUUUUAACAUAGCUUUAGUAAUCAAACAUAAUGUCAUCGGCUUUGAAAAAAAAAUAUUCGUUUUUAAUCCAAAAAUAAUCAAGGAAAAACAUUUUUUAAAUACUUAAAAAGAAACAAAAAAUGUGUAAUCGGUUUUGUUGUUGACCAAUUAGCUAGUUUAGAUCAGGCAUGCAAUUUAAGUGUAACAGAUCUAUACAAACAACAAUAAAUCUAUGAAAUUAGAAACAAUUUCAGCAAUUGUUAUUGGUUAGCACGCAAUUUAAGUGUAACAGAUCUAUACAAACAACUUUAUGUCUAAAUCGCAGAUGUGUUUAAAUAUUGUUUUAAAAAUAUAUUUUAGAUUUACUUUAGAUUUUACUUUUAGAUUUGUAUAUUCACAUUAUUCGUAUCUCUAUGGCAUCCAUUCACUGUAUUAAAUACAUUAUUGAAGCUAUAUCUCAAUUUAUCAUGAAAAAGAUAUAUACAUGAUUGGGUCGUCGUGUCUCUACAGGAACGGAAAGAAAAACAUUUUUAAAACGAGGAAAAAUAGAUUUUCUUAAUAUCAUUCAUAAUUCAGAUUCUUUGUCGACCUGUAAUCAAUAUUAAAGCAAAAUAAAAGCAACGUCGAAUGAGUUUUUGGCAACAGCAAAAACACAAUUCUCCCUCCCCACACAGCUCUCCGUCUCUACAGCAGUUCUCACUCUCUACAUAGCUAAUCUACACAGUGAAACGACAAGUGCGGAGUGUAGCAAUGUGCUGCAAAGUAUAUAAGCUAAUGAUUUAUAUUUUCCUUUUUUGUUAGUUUAAAAACAAUUGAGGCACAUCUUUAAUGAAUAAUAAGACGAGUUUUUAAGCUAUUUGCUAAAUAAUCUCCCUGUAUUUCAAUGAUUACAUAAAUAUGUCGUUUCUGCUAAAUCAUAAUAAUAAUAAUAAUAAUAAUCUUUAUUGUCCGUAUGGAAAUUUGUCUUACAAUUUGUGCAUUACACCAAAUAAAAAACAUUAUAACUAUAAGAAACCAAAGAGUACAUUCACACCAGACUCACUCAUAAUUUACAUGUGUCAAAGUUUAUAUCAGAUUGUUCUUAUUUAAUGAUUUGAUUGCCAGGGGAACAAAAGAGUGUUUGUGUCUGUUUGUCUUUGCUAUCGGUGUCUUGUAUCUUUUUUGGUGAUGGUAAAAUUACAAAAUCCUGACACAAAGGGUGAUUCUUUAUUUCGAGGAUCUUGUUAGCUUUUUUAUAGAGGUUUGUCUCAAACAACUGCCCAAAUGGGGUUUGUUUUUUGCCAAUGAGAUAUAUUAUUCAUUGUUUAUAAUAGUUGACAACGCAUGGUCUAAAUAAAGUGCAUUUAAUGUUUUUUUUUCCAUUGUACAAUCGACAUUUUACUUAAUGUCUAAAUUUGUUUUAGCGCACUUCAUUUCUAAACUUAGUUUGAAGAUUAAUGACUAAGGACUAAAAUAGGAAUAUAUUUCGCCUUAAGAUUACCGAUUUGUGAUAUUUUCUAAAAUAUAAAAUUUUGCUAGAUUGUAAAGAGUUUUCGAUAAAAUAGCUAUCUUUAAAAAAUGUUUGUAUUUUUUACAUAUAUUUGUACUUAACGUUAAAAUAUAUUUAUGAUUAAAUUUAACAAAACACAUUUUUGUAUUUGUUUAAAAAUAUAUUUAUAUUUAAAUUCAAGACAAGACAUAUU
This is a messenger RNA of Biomphalaria glabrata, 8807 nucleotides long. Its product is annotated as G-protein coupled receptor GRL101-like. The coding region runs from base 1317 to 4175 and encodes 952 amino acids. The record is from RefSeq and is a predicted model, not a curated record. Gene Ontology annotation, biological process: G protein-coupled receptor signaling pathway. The transcript has a single exon. Gene Ontology annotation, cellular component: membrane. Gene Ontology annotation, molecular function: protein binding; G protein-coupled receptor activity. Lineage: Eukaryota; Metazoa; Mollusca; Gastropoda; Planorbidae.